AUGAUAAUUAUUAUUGCCACAUUGAUUUUAUAAUCCAUUAUACUAGCAAUUUAUAAUGGAGUUACUGAAGAAACAGAUAAUUACUAUUUGUUAAUGGAUUUACUAUUGGUAUUUGGAUGUUUUGGAUAGAAAAUAUUAUUGGUUUUGCUUAUAGGAAGUGUGUGUCUAUCAUAUGAAUUGUUAAACUUGGAUAAAGAUGUAAAAACCAUUUUCUAAAUUAGACCUUAGGCUUCUAUAUAAGUGCUAGACUCUUAUUGAGUGCUUUCAUCUUACUCGACACAUCAAAAGUAAUUUAUUUUGUGUUUUGCCUCUUCUACUUCCUUUUUAGGACUCAUUUUUACUCAUAACCGUUGGCAUAUCUAACCAUAUUCGGAUAUUUGAUCUUGAUCAUUCGAAGUAGUAAUUUGAAUUUAUAAAUAGCUAUGUAUAUAAAACACAAAACACCCAACAUUGAAAAACUACAGAUUGAUCAAAUUUUUGAUUUCUUUUAGGAAUCCCUUCCUAUAUCUGUUUGCAUUAUACAAGACGAGUGUAUGAUAUGAAUUUAAUGCUAGAAUACAAGUUCAUGACCAAUUAAUUUAAAAUUGAUUAUUAUGGACUUACACCUUAGAUAAUCAAAAACAUUACAUCUAAAUCCAAUAAGGAAUGUCUGGGGACUUACUUAAACAAAAAAAAGUUUUUAAAAAAAAGAUAAUAUUAAUAUCACAGUAAAAAGCGAUUUGAGCAUUGCACCCUUGAAUCCUUCACUCCAACUCUGUAGGAAAAAGAAUAAAUUAAGAAUUACUUCCCUGCUGAUAUCGACGUCCUCGAAGUAAUUUGGGAACAAUAACCAGCCAUUAUGCUGAUUUUCUAGUCCCAAUCUGAAAAACAAUAGCAAUAAUAAAUUGAAGAAUUAAAAUUGAGAGAUUAAUACAAAGACGAUCUCUUAGUAAGUGUGUCACAUGACUUCAAGACUCCCAUCAACGGAAUUGUAGCCAUUGUGUAAUAUUUGGAAUAGUAAUUAUAUUGUAAUAAUUUCCUUAGAAUAGUUGUCGAUCAAAUUGAAAUUCAUUAUUUAAUCAUACUAAAAAAGUGGGCUCAAUUAUUAUUGUACAUGAUCAGUGAUAUCUUGGACUUCUCCAGAAUUCAAAAGAACACUCUAAGAUUGACUAAUACAACCUUCUACAUUCAAGCCAUCGUCUAAGAAAUAAUCGAUUUGGUUUCUUUGUAAGCCAAUCAGAAGGGCAUCGUUGUCUAGAAGAAUAUCACUUUUGGAGACAGAUUGAUGUAUUCUGAUCCCAAUCGGAUCAAAUAAAUUUUAUUAAAUCUUUUAAGUAAUUCUCUAAAAUUUACAGAAAAGGGUAAAAUAGAUAUUGUUGUUGAUUAUAAGUAUAGUGAGAUUGAAAAUUAGUAAGUCAGGCUCAUCACAAUAAGUGUUUCAGACACUGGAGUGGGUAUUCCUGAUAAUAUUAAACCUAAGUUAUUUUAAAUGUAUGGAACAUUUGAUUUCACCAAUAAUGGUUCAAAUAAACAUGGCAUAGGUUUGGGAUUAGUUAUUUGCAAAAAAUUGGUUGGCUUGUUGGGGCCAACGGAUAACAUUGAAUUGAUAAGUCAAGUUGGAAUUGGUUCUAAAUUUAGUUUUGAUGUUUAUAUUAAUAAUGAUUAAAGAAAUCUGACUACCAUUACCAAUUCCAAAGAAAUGACCACCUUUUAUAAAUAAGAUACUAAAUAGAUAUCCUAUGAUCAAAACUCUGCUAAUUAGUUGUUAACAUCACAAUUUACUAUUUUCAAUUAAUCUCUUUUAGCACCUUCUUUGCAAAAUCAAAAAAAAUUAAACAAAAAAAGCAUUUCAACUCUUUAAGAAAUUCAAGAUAAAAAACUAUCCAACUCUAUUUACCAAUUAAGAAAGGUUUAGAGAAAGAAAACUUAAAAAAAGUCAUUGAUAAAACGAGAAAAUCAGGGUGGCUUAUAUAAUUUAUGUAACUUAUGCAGUGUUGAAGACUCUGAUCACUCUAAGUCAAAGAAUAUAGAAUAAUAUCUUGAAUUAAGUAGUGAAAUAACAAAUGCUAAAUAAAUUUAAAAAGCCCAUAAAUAAGUAGAUAAUAAUAGUCCUUUGAAUACACCAGGAUAUCAUAUUGAUAGUACGGAGUCACCAGCAAUCUAAAAUAGAUAAAGAAAACCCUUACAGAUAAAAGAAUCUAUUGAUGAAAUGAUGAGAAUGCUAUUUCCAGAGCCUUGUACUAUUUUAGUUGUCGACGAUUCACCUGUGAAUGUGAUCGCAUUUAGAUUGAUUCUAACAAAAUAUGAUUUUAUCACAGUUGAAGAAGCUUAUAAUGGAGAAUAAGCGAUUCAAAAGAUUAAAUUGCGUAUGAUGAAUGAACUAAGAUAUCAAUAUAUAUUUAUGGAUUUGACGAUGCCUAUAAUGAAUGGAUAUGAAGCAACAGAGCAGAUUCGAUUGUUGGUAUUCAUAUUAUAUAAUCAAGUAUAGGAAAGCAACAAUCUCCUUCCUAAAAGCUAUAUCAUUGCGUUGACUGGAUAUGACGAUUUAAAAGAAAAAGAGAAAUGCUAAUAGAAAGGGUUUGAUGCUUUUGUAUCAAAGCCAAUCAAGAUUAUAGAUAUAAUCUCUGUAAUUAAUGAAGUCAAAAAUUCAAAGGAACCAUAAAUUUGA
Paramecium octaurelia is the source of this 2647-nucleotide messenger RNA. NCBI's taxonomy places the organism in Eukaryota, Ciliophora, Oligohymenophorea, Peniculida, Parameciidae. The record is from the annotation of a GenBank genome assembly.